AUGUAACAAACUCCCAAACGGAAAUUCCUGUUUUCUUGUUCCGGUUGCUUUGUUUUUUUGAGGCUCGGCGCGCGGUGUACAUGGUGGAGGGGACGGUAGAGGGAAGUCUCAGGAAUAUUUCGGUGUGGCGUUAACAUUACUGGUCAAAAUGUCUAACACCAGAUUCCAGCAUUUUCGGGGCUUUUUAACGGAGCGUUUUACAACCGUUGCUGUGGAGAUAUUUGAAGAAGUUGAAAGUAUUGUGGAGGAGUUCCGCGAGGAAAACAAACGCCUGCAAAACCUCCUGCACAUGGUGCUGAACCCAGAGAUUAAGUUACCCAGGAUAGAUGUUAGUAAAUACACUGUAACCACAGGUGGCAGAGAGCAGCCCCCUCAGCUGAACACUGAUGUGGACCCAGAAAUAUCAGAGCCAUUGCCUAAAAAACCUAAAGAAGAAGAAAUUGAAUGUGACGUAAGUUGGGCACUAGAACCACGAGAAGGUCCGCGGGAAGCCAAUAACUCCAUUACCACAGAUUGUGUUAAAAAUGACCCAGAUGAAGAAAACUUGAACAUGCCGUGCAUCGCUGAGUCAUUCCAGAUUAAAGUGAUGGAGCACAACCCCGACUCCUCAGCCACUCUCUCAGCAAAUGAUGAAGUUGAGGAGUUCUUGGGAGACUCAGAGGUAGCCUCAGAUUGUCAACAGCUAUCCAUAAGUGAAGAAAGCACAAAUGAAGAUCUGGGACCUGAAAAAAAGAAGUCAUCAAAGAAAAAGAAGAAGCUAAAGCGUUCCCUGCAGAGAACCGUGCUAGAAUUUCCAAGGAUGAUGCCCUACAAAACUUUCAUCGCUGCCCCAACUGACUGCCAGUCUUUUCUGGCAAGACUCACUGAAGCCUAUAAGGACAUUCCCGAUGACAAGAAGCCUCUGAUAACCAAGAUGGGCCUCACAGAGGAUGUGGAAUUAGUGGACUGUGCUUUUGGUAAAGUCCCUAAAGGUUGCCCCCUGUCCUACCAGUGCCCUGUGCCAUCAAGUCAGGAUUACAAAACACAUGACGAUGCUCCCCCUCGACCGCUGCUUCCCCUGCCUUAUCACAGACUGGAGCAAAUAUUGAGUCUUCCUACUCUCAGCGCCAGGGAACAGGAGCAUAUAAAUGUCAUGGAGAUCACGUGGGAGGGAGCGCACAGUCUGGAGUACGCCACACGUGAACACAGGGAGUCCAUAGAGGAUUUGCGGAAGCUCCGCUUGACCACCCGUUUCAGGGAGAUCUGCAAACUUAAACCAGGACCAAGUCAUGCGGAGCACCUGAUAUUCAAGAUACAGAAAGGAUUCUCCAGGUGCAAGACAGCACAGAUAGAGGAGGAAAUGAAGACUGAAGCACUUCGGGAAUACUGUCAGUAUUUGUGUGUCAACUGGUCCCCCUGCGGGUUGGUUGUCCACCCGAAUGCUCCGUGGCUGGGGGCGCUGCCUGACGGAUUAGUGUACGACCCUAAUGAGAAACCCUGUUAUGGGCUGGUGCAUGUGAAAUGUACCAGCUUCCGGAGCUUCAUCGACUGCAGUUUCCUGAACUGCAAGGCUGGAGUCUUGAACCUGAAGAAGACCAACUCGUGCUAUUGGCACAUGCAAGGAGAGAUGAUGGUGACAGGCACGUCGUGGUGUGAUCUCCUGGUGUUCUCGGUGGAAGACAUACUGGUUCAGCGCAUCUACCGAGACAAUGCCACCAUCAAGCUCAUGAAGAGAAAGUUAGAUGAUUUCUUUUUCUAUUACUACCUGCCAAGUCUGUUUGACAACAACAGCCAACAUUGAAACAUUGAAGUUUGAGUUUUUGUGGCAUCGUCACACUGCUGUCAUACACUACAUGCUGUUCCCCUCAGGUGCUUGAUUUUGAGUUUUAGCAUAUUGCAAAUUACUUGAAUUCACAAAAUACUUUUUCUGAAGACUUAUUUUCUUCUGGCUUUAUUAAAUAUGAAACGUUCUUAUUAUUACAAGUGUGUUUUGAUUUGCCAUGGAUACAUUUUUGAUCUUUUGUAUUGUCUUUUACUUUGAAAUGGCUUUUGAGCCGCAUCCUCAAUGCAAUUAUAAAUUUAAUUUUAGUUUUUGUUUGCCAUGUUUACCCUUCUUACUACCCACCAAAGGUGCCCUGUUCUGCAUGGCACGGACUGAAGAGAUUAUUUUCAUUAUUGAUGUGCUGAUCAUUUACUUGAUUGUUUGAUUAACCCUUUGGUCUACAAAAUGUCAGAAAAUAGUGAAACAUGUCCACCCAUGAGCCCAAGCUGACAUUUCAGAUUGCUUUUUUUGUUUGAAACUCGGAGAUAUUCAGUUUACUAACAUACGAGAAAACCGGCAAAUAUAAGAAGCUGGAACGAGGGACCAUUUUUUGGCAUUUUCUUUUAAAUAUUACUAAAAUGAUGAAUCAAUUAUCAGAUUUGUUGCUGAACAUUUCUGUAGAUCUGUUAAUUGUUCCAUUAACAUUUUAAUCAUUGUUUGCUAAAGUAUAAGAAGUUCCACAGGUUCAAAGGUUGACACAUUAAAUUUCAGUUGACUACUGAGCAGAAGAAGUGGUAAAUCCGCUGAUUAUAUUACUGUAGUUCUGAAGCAGAGCAUGACUUUAAGCUGAAGAUUUGAAUGUUCAGAAAUAAAAUUCUAACCACAUUAA
Messenger RNA from Thunnus maccoyii (southern bluefin tuna), 2630 nucleotides. RefSeq lists its product as uncharacterized. The record is from RefSeq and is a predicted model, not a curated record. NCBI's taxonomy places the organism in Eukaryota, Metazoa, Chordata, Actinopteri, Scombriformes, Scombridae. The transcript has 4 exons. Bases 149 to 1780 code for a protein of 543 amino acids.